Messenger RNA from Ricinus communis (castor bean), 496 nucleotides. Its product is annotated as protein transport protein Sec61 subunit beta. Bases 161 to 409 code for a protein of 82 amino acids. Gene Ontology annotation, biological process: intracellular protein transport. The transcript is spliced from 2 exons. The record is from RefSeq and is a predicted model, not a curated record. Lineage: Eukaryota; Viridiplantae; Streptophyta; Magnoliopsida; Malpighiales; Euphorbiaceae. Gene Ontology annotation, cellular component: endoplasmic reticulum membrane; Sec61 translocon complex.
CCCUAAAAUCCAAAACGAAGGAUAUUACUGCGCAAAUAAAACAUGUUAAACACACAAGGGGGCUGUAGAUUCUAAAACUGCAAUUGUUAUAAUUAAAUUUACGGUCUCCAUCUCCAACGCCUCUUGACCGCCGAUUUUAAUUUCUUCACUCAGUUCAGAAAUGGCUUUAGGUGGAACCGCUCCCCCAAGAGGCAGUGCAGCAGCCACUGCAAGCUUGCGCAGGAGAAGAACAACCAGUGGUGGAGCCUCAGGAGGAGCAGCGGGGACUAUGCUUCAGUUUUACACUGAUGAUUCUUCAGGUCUCAAGAUCUCUCCUAAUGUUGUUCUAAUCAUGAGCAUUGGAUUCAUUGCCUUUGUUGCAAUUCUGCAUGUUGUGGGGAAACUCUACCUUGUUCGCAGAGAAGCUUAAGAGUGUAUCGUUUUCAAUUUAAAACAUCAUCUCGUCUCUGUUUCAGUUUACUGGGAUAGUUGCAGAUAAACUUGAUACAGUUUAACA